Messenger RNA from Trypanosoma cruzi, 1062 nucleotides. RefSeq lists its product as uncharacterized. Lineage: Eukaryota; Euglenozoa; Kinetoplastea; Trypanosomatida; Trypanosomatidae. The record is from RefSeq and is a predicted model, not a curated record. Bases 1 to 1062 code for a protein of 353 amino acids. The transcript has a single exon.
AUGCACGUUGUGAGCGAUCUUCAGCGGCGUCCCAAUAGGGGCCGCCUGAAGUCUGAGAAGCGUAUCAUGUUCCUGUACGAUAUCGCCACCGUUGUGCAGAUUGUAUGCUUCCUGAUUUAUACGACGAAUUUUAUGAUUGCCAGCAAACGCACAUUUGUCAACUCCGUGUGGCUGCGGAAACCGCUUCAGUUGGUCCCUGCGCUGAUUUUAAAGACGCGUAAUUGCCGAUUUGAUGUGACAAAAAGAAAUCUUUACGCCUUUAGGAACGUUCAUUUGGUGCUCUCAAUCAACAAUACAGACGACAUCUUUGCGGACCACGCCAUUCAAAUGUUUUUGGCGAUCUUUUUUUGCGGCUUUGCACUGCUGCUGGGCGUGGCGAACCGAUCGUUAGUCGAGCACAACUUUUUCAGUGUGAGUUGGAGGAACUUUACACUUCGAAAAGACAUUCUUUCAGCUUUCGAGAUUGUGAUGAUUUCUCUCGUGCUUCGGACGAGCCUCAUGGCGAACGUCUCGGGUGGGCUUCUAAAGGAAUACUUGACUCACUGCGGGCUUGUUUCUGAUGCGUACCUGCCCUUCUGCAGCCUCGUGCCGCUUUUUUUGUUUGCUAGCGUCGGGUACUUUGUGUACCUUUUUGGAACCGCCGUGUACCUUUGCAACGCACUGCCGAAGUACGGCAUCAUGUCGGAGGCAGAAAUCGCGGAAUACAAAGUAUGGCUGUGGGAAAGGCGAGAGCGCGUGAGGGAGGCGAAGCGUGCCGCGGAGGAGGCCAAAAGAGCGAAUCUGUUGCUGCAGCACGUGAUGCGAUCGGAGUCCAUGCCACCGAUUCUUCGGCCUCCUCUUCCCGUGCCGACGCAUCACGACAUGUCCCUGCGCCACGACAUGGAGGCCACACCUCCGUUGGAACUCUCAGCCUCGCACUACACACCGACGGUAAACAUGCCCCGCCGCCGAGACGCGGCAUCACAGCGGCAGACGGCCACGGGUGCUUCCAGUAAACCUGUCCAUACACCUAUGUACGCAUCCUACAUAAACGUCCAAACGUCCCACUCGUCGCGGAACUAG